Molecule: messenger RNA, 1334 nt
Organism: Harmonia axyridis
Lineage: Eukaryota; Metazoa; Arthropoda; Insecta; Coleoptera; Coccinellidae
Exons: 2
Coding region: 56-1276 (406 amino acids)
Source: RefSeq, a predicted model, not a curated record
AAAAUGUCACCUCUGUGGCACUUGUCAAUGUCAACACCAAGUUUUCGUCAGAAUAAUGGCAGAAGAUCCAGUUGUAAAUCUCCUUCGAGAGCAUUUCAAGAAAGUGCACGAAUGCUUACAGGACAAAAAAAAUUUCGAUAUCUUGACAAGAUUCAGUUUCAGGUCCACCAGUGAUAAAUCAAUUGGUGAUACAGACGAUGAAUACACAAAUCCAGAAUUCGAAUUAUCACAGAGGACACCUGAAAAAUGCUUGAAUAUAGCUUUUAGACCAAUCACGGAAGCCCCUGUUGAAUCUUUCGAUUCAGAGGAAUUUCAGACAGAUACAAAUUUCGAAGAAUGCAAUACUGAAAAACAAUCUGAUUCUGAUGCCUGUUCGUCAAUGUUGACAUCAGAAUUAGAUGAUUAUAAACAGGAAUCGAUAAAAUCUUCGAGGAAAACUCUUUUGGAAAGACCAGAAACUCCUAUGCUAGAAAUGAGUGAUUUCGAAGACGAGAACGAAUUUUCUGUUGAGAAACCGAAAAGGAUGGAAUAUUCACGAAAAUUUAUUCAUUAUCCUGAACAACUCAUACAAACUGAUGAUCUGAAUAUUUCAACAGAAACUACGGAAUCGAACCAAGAAACAAAAAUGGAUAGAUCAGAAUUCCUGGAUAUAUUACCGAAAAGAGACGAACCUGAGCGAAAAUUGAAUAUUUUGACACCGGAGGAUAAUGACAGCGCUUUCCGAGAAGAGCUUGAAAUGUACAAGAGAGACAUAAAAAUGGAAAAAACGAUCAAAAGCUUAUCGUAUAACAAUGAAAAUCUCAAUCUUCAAACGACUUCCAAGAUACAUCAUCCAAGUUUCAGCUACGACCAGUGUAUGAAAAAUGUAAUCCAUGGUCACAAAACAGAAAGGAUGAAAGAACCUCGUGAUUUCAAUUUACACAAUAGUUUCACGCUAGAUGUUCCGCAGAAUAGAGAAGUUCCGGAAUACCUCAAAGACUAUUUCGAAGAGACCAAAACUAAUGUUUGCCGAAAAAGUUCCGAAUAUGGACAAGAUGACAAGAAACGAUCGAAUCUGGAUAAUUAUCGUGCUGAAUCUUCUGUUGAUAACGAAAUACUGAAUUUGGUCAAGGAAAGAAUUCUGGGCAAUCCAUCAUUGAACGAUGAAAAGGAUAGUUCUCAUUUUGACAAUCUCAAGUCCUCUGAGGAAAAAUUCGUUGCUAUGAAUCAUUUCGAAAUACAGCAACAGAUGUUGAAGAGGAUCGAAGAUAUGUAUAAACCUGGGGAUGGAAAAUAAAUUGUAUCAAAUAGGGAGAUUGCCCAAAUUUUCUCAAUAUAUUUUGGUGCUGGCAUUA